Heterostelium album PN500 is the source of this 1095-nucleotide messenger RNA. It is a transcript of the gene coq4, whose product is annotated as coenzyme Q biosynthesis protein. Bases 1 to 1095 code for a protein of 364 amino acids. The transcript has 3 exons. The record is from RefSeq and is a predicted model, not a curated record. Gene Ontology annotation, biological process: ubiquinone biosynthetic process. Lineage: Eukaryota; Evosea; Eumycetozoa; Acytosteliales; Acytosteliaceae. Gene Ontology annotation, cellular component: mitochondrion; mitochondrial inner membrane.
AUGAAUAUCAUUAGAAAUCAAACAAUUAGAAAUAAUUGCAUAAAUAAUAUAUAUCUAUACACAAAUAGACAAGCAUCUAUAACAUAUUUUUUAAAUAAUAAUAAUAAUAGUAAUAACAAUGUAAAUAAUAUAUCAAAGUACAACUUUAAUAACUAUGUCACCACAACCAAUGAUUUUAAUAAUAAUAAACAACAAACAAAGAUAAAGAAUAAUCUAUUUCAAAAAGUAUUGUUGGGUGUUGGCUCAUCGAUUGUUGCUAUGAUAAAUCCUGGACGUGGUGAUAUGAUCGCUACACUCGGUGAGAUUACAGGUGGCUGUGCAUUGAAAACUCUAAAGAAGAAGAUGAUGGAAGAUGAAGUUGGUCGUGAUCUUCUGGCUCGCAAACCUCGUAUCAGAAGCGAGACAUUCCCGCCGAAUCUACAUCUGUUGCCACCGACAACCUUUGGUGGCGCCUACUACCACUUUAUGAAUAUCCACGGUUACAGUGCCGACGAGCGUACACACGUUCGAAUGAUAGAGGACGACGACGAAGCCUAUAUCAUGCAACGCUAUCGUGAGGUACACGACUUUUGGCAUGUGUUGGCCGGUGUCGACACCACAGUGCAAGGCGAGCUCGCCGUCAAGUGGCUCGAGCUACUACAGACUGGACUACCGAUGUGUGCAAUCAGUGCGGCAGUUGGACCGCUCAGACUACCAUUCGCCGAGCAAAAGGUGCUCGUCACUCACAUGAUUCCAUGGGCUGUGAGAUGCGCGCGAAACUCAAAGUUCCUCAUGAAUGUUCGCUACGAAGAUCACUGGGAGACACCGAUCGAAGACCUCAGAAAACUAUUGAAUUUCGAAAAGUAUGAAGGUCCUCAAACUUAUGUUAUUCCCGAUGUAACAACUGAAAGCAACGUUGAUACAGGCAAUUUCUUGGCUGUUUUGGUCAGUGAUGACAACGUGGCCAGUGUACUUUCCGGAUGGAGCGUUGGAUGGGAUGUCAGCAACGACGGAUUUGUGCAAUUCACCAGAGGCGAUUGGACAUGCGUAUGGGUUCUCAGAGUUGCAAAGAUCGGCGUUUUGGUUGAGCAAAGUAAUGAAACCGUACUUGAUUAG